CUCAAAUGUAAAUACGCGCUUUGAGUAUACAUUUUUCCAAAUUACUAAAGUCGAGUGAAUCUUCAAGUAGUUAUUCAAUGCAUAAAGAUGCUUUUUAUUUCAAUAUUUUGCCUUCGAAUAAGUUGAAUUUUUCGUAAUUAAAAAGAGCAAAGAGAAAUCAUUUCUCCAAUAUCAAAUUUUCAUACAUAUAUGUAUAUUUAUAGAGAUUGUAUGUAAACGUACAUAUGUUUGUUUGUAAUAUUGUUGCUCAACAUAAGAGGACAGUAGUAGUCAAGCGAAAAUAUAGCACGUAUUGUAACAAUAAUACUCCAAAAAUUGAAUAAUUUUUGAAAAAUCAGUGUUAAAAUGACGUACAAAAGAAAAAAAACUGUUCAGAGCAAUGGAAUGAAAAAAAGUAUGAAAACUAAAAGAAAAACAAAAGAUCUUGAUGAGAUCGACAAUGAUAUAAAAGAGGGAAAUGUUGGUAAAUUAUUAAAACAAGAGAUAGAUUUUGAUAAACCCGGUGCUGCACAACAUUACUGAACGCACACAAGGAGGUAUUUUAUUAAUCAAGAAGCAUUACAUAAUCAUUUUAAUACAAAAGUUCAUAAGCGAAGAUUGAAAGCUUUAGAGCUUGAACCCUACACUAUCGAAGACUGCUGACGGUGCAGGCAGGACGUGGAUUGGAUUCCACCAAAGAAAAGAAGAAUAGAGACUUUAAUACCUCCAACAACUGAAGAAAUAGAUAUAGAUAUUUCUUCGAAAUAG
Chelonus insularis is the source of this 747-nucleotide messenger RNA. Its product is annotated as zinc finger protein 593. NCBI's taxonomy places the organism in Eukaryota, Metazoa, Arthropoda, Insecta, Hymenoptera, Braconidae. The transcript is spliced from 3 exons. The record is from RefSeq and is a predicted model, not a curated record.